UCUCGUUCUCUUUGGACCAAUUCCAUUAUUCCAUCUCUCUUCUUAUUCUUCUUCGAAUAUACACGAGGGUGCGUCGCCGGUAGUCUAAUCUACACAACAUGGGCGGGUGCACGUCGAAGGAUACCACCUCGGCCGACGAUAAAAAAGAGAGCAAUAACAUGGUGGACCAAGCAGUAUUGGAUAAAUUGGAAGCUGGUUAUGCCAAGCUGGCCGCUUCCGACAGCAAAUCAUUAUUGAAGAAAUAUUUGACGAAGGAAAUCUUCGAUCAGCUGAAAACAAAGAAAACAUCCUUUGGUUCGACCCUAUUAGAUGUGAUCCAAUCUGGUUUAGAGAAUCAUGAUUCUGGCGUUGGUAUAUACGCUCCUGAUGCCGAGGCCUAUACCGUUUUUGCUGAUCUCUUUGAUCCGAUCAUCGAUGAUUAUCACGGUGGUUUCAAAAAGACCGAUAAGCAUCCUCCUAAGGACUUUGGGGAUGUCGAUUCUUUAGGAAACCUUGAUCCGACUGGCGAGUUCAUCGUUUCGACUCGUGUCAGAUGUGGACGUUCGUUGGAAGGCUACCCCUUUAAUCCUUGCUUAACCGAGGCUCAAUACAAAGAGAUGGAAGAAAAAGUAUCAAGCACUUUAUCCGGUUUGACCGACGAAUUGAAAGGAACUUUCUAUCCGUUGACCGGCAUGAGCAAAGAAGUUCAACAGAAACUUAUCGACGAUCAUUUCCUCUUUAAAGAGGGCGACCGUUUCCUUCAAGCAGCCAAUGCUUGCCGUUUCUGGCCAACUGGUCGUGGAAUUUUCCAUAAUGACACCAAGACCUUCCUUGUUUGGUGCAACGAAGAGGAUCAUCUUCGUAUUAUCUCGAUGCAGAUGGGUGGUGAUCUUGGACAGGUAUAUCGACGUCUGGUUACUGGCGUUAACGAAAUCGAAAAACGACUUCCAUUCUCUCAUAACGAUCGUUUUGGAUUCUUAACAUUCUGCCCGACGAAUCUUGGUACGACGGUACGUGCAUCUGUACACAUCAAAGUACCCAAGUUGGCAGCUAAUAAGGAGAAACUUGAACAAGUUGCCGCUCAAUACAAUCUUCAAGUACGCGGUACCCGCGGUGAGCACACCGAGGCUGAGGGUGGUAUUUAUGAUAUUUCUAACAAGCGUCGUCUUGGAUUGACCGAAUAUCAAGCUGUCAAGGAGAUGCACGAUGGCAUUGCCGAAUUGAUCAAGAUUGAAAAGGAGCUUUAAAUAAAUUAAAGCGAAAGGAAAAAUAAAAGAAAGAAGGGAAAGAGAAAAAAAAGAAAAGAAAAAUAAAGAAACACAUCCACAAGAAGAAGAUAUACUCCUCUCUACGUGAUGAUGGAUAUCUAUAUAUAUAUUAUAUAUUUUCCAGUGUUUUGAAUUAUUAUUAUUAUUAUUAUUAUUAUUAUUACUAUUACUAUUAUUAUUAUUAUUAUUAUUAUUUUCUUUUUUUUCUUCCUUUGUUUUUUUAUUUCUCUCAUUACUUAUUCCAAUGCAAAAGCAAUUCCUGCUGAGCUUCUUCUCUGCUGCUCCUUUUAAUUCUUUCUCUCUCUCAGUCACUCAGUCACUCACUUUCUCUCUCGCUCGCAUCUCAUUUUUGUUUUAUUAUAAUUCUUUUUUUUUUUUCCUUGUUGAUCUUUGUCACCAUUCAUACACUUUUUUUUUUUUUUUUUUUUUUUAUUAGUAACAAACACAAUUAUUAAAAGCAUGAGUCAAGAUUUAGGAGCGUUUCAAAAAAACGCGCAUGUUCCAGCUAGCGCUUUUGCAGUAGAUACUCACAUUACCAGGUUGUACCGAUGAUGAUAACGAUGAUGAUGAUGAAUAAUGAUGAUGAUGAUGAUAAUGAUGGUGACGAUGAUGAUAAUGAUAAUGAUGAUUAUGGGAGAUAUAAGGUUGAUGAAGAAGGUGAAUUUCAAAUCACAAAUAAAGAAACAUACACAUUUUA
Vespula pensylvanica (western yellowjacket) is the source of this 1944-nucleotide messenger RNA. It is a transcript of the gene Argk1, whose product is annotated as arginine kinase. The record is from RefSeq and is a predicted model, not a curated record. The coding region runs from base 99 to 1226 and encodes 375 amino acids. Gene Ontology annotation, molecular function: creatine kinase activity. Lineage: Eukaryota; Metazoa; Arthropoda; Insecta; Hymenoptera; Vespidae. The transcript is spliced from 4 exons. Gene Ontology annotation, biological process: phosphocreatine biosynthetic process.